GCUAGAGCCAGCAACAUCUGACGUGUUCUGGGGCAAGAUGCUGACCAACAGGAUGCAUCAAACGAAUGUCCUGCAGCAAAGACGAUGCCCCACCGCCUCCUGUGUGGGCCCCACAAGAGCUAGCCCUGCACUUCCUCGGGCCAACUUGAGGAAAUCUAGCAAUGUUCCCCAGAUCUUGGCUCCAUUCAGGGGGCAGCAGCUCCUCAUUAGCGCUUCAUUCAGAUUACAGACAUCUAGGAGAUCCGCACCCAUCGUCUGUAGUGCAGCGUCCACUGAUACUGCAGGCCAGGCGCCGUCUGGUGGUAUGGGAAAGACGUUGCUGUUGGGCGGGCUCUUCGGAGGGUGGUACCUCUUCAAUAUCUACUUCAACCUAUACAACAAGCAGGUGUUGAAGGUCUUCCCCUACCCCUUCACAUGCACAGCCCUGCAGUUUGCAGUCGGCUCCCUUCUAGCCGUGAGCAUGUGGACGCUGAACCUCCAUGAGAAGCCCAAGGUUGACAAGGACCUGAUCAUCAGCGUGCUGCCCUUGGCGGUGGUCCACACCCUGGGCAACCUGCUGACCAAUGUCAGUCUGGGACAGGUGGCCGUCUCCUUCACGCACACCAUCAAGGCCAUGGAGCCCUUCUUCAGCGUGCUGCUGAGCGCGCUGUUCCUGGGGGAGUCCCCCAGCAUCCCCAUCGUGCUAUCGCUGCUGCCGGUCGUGGGCGGCGUGGCUCUGGCGUCCGCCACCGAGGCCACCUUCAACUGGGCCGGCUUCCUGGCGGCCAUGGGCAGCAACAUCACCUUCCAGUCGCGCAACGUCUUCUCCAAAAAGUUCAUGGGCAAGAAGAAGGGCUCCCUGGACAACAUCAACCUGUUCUCCCUGAUCACAAUUCUGUCCUUCUUGCUGCUGGCGCCCAUUGCCUUGAUACGCGACGGCGGCCUCAUGCUGACGCCCUCGGCCAUGCAGUCCAUGGGCAUCAUAAACACCAAGCUCGUGCUGCAGCGCGCAGUCUUUGCUGGCUUCUGCUUCCACGCCUACCAGCAGGUGUCGUACAUGAUCCUGCAGCGCGUGUCACCGGUGACUCACUCCAUCGGCAACUGCCUCAAGCGUGUCAUCGUCAUCGUGGCCUCCGUGCUCUUCUUCCAAAACCCCAUGGGCCGCCAGAACAUGAUUGGCACGGCCAUUGCGCUGGCGGGUGUGUUUGCUUACUCCCAGGUUAAGCGCAUCCAGGUUUCCAACAGCAGAAAGGCAGCUGCUGCUUGAGGGUCCUCUGACGAGCCCUGACUUAGAUUUGCAAAGGCCAUGUCAGCUCGGCUGAGCACUGGACGGACUUUAGCUUGCGGCAUCAGCACGAAACAUGCCGUAGGAUGGGUCUCUGGCAAUAAUUGCUGUCAGAGGCACUCGUAACCACGCAUGCGCCAUCCCUCACUCAGCCGGGUGUGAUUGCUGUUCGAUUCUUUUGUGAAAAGUAGCAUUCGUCCGUGCCUGCCGCAUAUAUCAGCAGGUUCACGCGUGACAAUAUCUGUGUGGAUUUAUAUCUCGUCAAUUGAAACGGAUUCAUGAGUGUGCGAGCAUCAUAAAGAGUGGUAGUUUGCGUAUGAAACAGUUGUUGCACACGUAUGUGCAUGACUGUUGGAUGGCUGUCGUGUUGCUUGGGCACUGUGGUUUUGCCAUUUAUGCAGAUCUCAGAUCGUCACAAAGGCUUUGUGAUGAUGAGAUGUUUAAUAUGCUUAUGUGAUUUACGUGCACAUGUGUGCAUGUGCCAUUCCUCUCGGCGAGGCUCUCGCCAAGUGCAGUCAGUACUGUUAAUAAAUAAAUAUGUAAGGAUUGAGGCGCUGCAUCGACUUU
Molecule: messenger RNA, 1831 nt
Organism: Coccomyxa subellipsoidea C-169
Lineage: Eukaryota; Viridiplantae; Chlorophyta; Trebouxiophyceae; Coccomyxaceae
Product: Tpt phosphate/phosphoenolpyruvate translocator
Exons: 9
Coding region: 305-1246 (313 amino acids)
Biological process (GO): transmembrane transport
Cellular component (GO): Golgi apparatus; membrane
Molecular function (GO): antiporter activity
Source: RefSeq, a predicted model, not a curated record